UGUUCUUUCUUAAACUUUUAGGUGUUUCCAAUGUGGACAUCGAAGAGGCCAUUGCUUCUCCUUCUUAACAUGAUCCUAAUUUCCAAACUUGGGGCUAGAUGGUUUCCUAAAACUCUGCCCUGUGACGUCAGUCAGAAUGAUCCAAACACCCAAGUGAUUGUAGACUGCACAGACAAGCAUCUGACAGAGAUUCCUGGAGGUAUUCCCACCAACACCACUAACCUCACCCUGACCAUCAACCACAUACCAGACAUCUCUCCAGCCUCCUUCCGCCAGCUCGACCGGCUGGUAGAGAUCGAUUUCAGGUGCAACUGUGUACCUAUUCGACUGGGGCCAAAAGACAACAUUUGCAACAAAAGCCUGCAGAUUAAACCCGGAAGCUUCUCUAGACUCACUUAUUUAAAAUCCCUUUACCUGGAUGGAAACCAGCUUCUAGAAAUACCACAGGAUCUUCCUCCCAGCUUACAGCUGCUGAGCCUUGAGGCUAACCACAUCUUCUCUAUCAACACAAAUAAUCUAACAGAAUUGACCAACAUAGAAAAACUCUACCUGGGCCAAAACUGUUAUUAUCGUAAUCCCUGUAAUGUUUCGUUUUACAUCGAAAAAGAUGCUUUCCGAAAACUGCUGAAUCUAAAAUUGCUCUCCCUAAAAGAUAAUAAUAUUACAGCCGUUCCCACUAUUUUGCCCCCUACUCUAACAGAACUCUAUCUUUACAACAACAUGAUUGCACAAAUCCGAGAAGAUGAUUUUAAUGACCUUAAUCAACUGCAAGUUCUUGAUCUAAGUGGAAACUGCCCUCGCUGUUAUAAUGUCCCAUUUCCUUGUACGCCCUGUGAAAAUAAUUCUGCCCUACAGAUCCAUAUAAAUGCUUUUGAUGCAUUGACAGAAUUACAAAUUUUACGUCUACACAGUAACUCUCUUCAAUCUGUGCCCCAAGAAUGGUUUAGAAACCUUAACAAACUUAAAGAACUCGAUCUUUCCCAAAACUUCUUGGCUAAAGAAAUUGCGGAUGCCAAAUUUCUUUAUUAUCUUCACAACCUUGUCCAAUUGGAUCUGUCUUUCAAUUAUGAACUUCAGGUCUAUCGUGAAUAUAUGAAACUAUCAGAUGCAUUUUCUUCACUGAAAAACCUGAAAGUUUUGCGGAUCAAAGGAUACGUCUUUAAGGAGCUGGAAUUCUUUAACCUCUCCCCAUUACUUUCUCUCCCCAAACUUGAAGUUCUUGAUCUUGGCACUAACUUUAUCAAAAUUGCUAACCUCAGCAUAUUUGAACAAUUUAAAACAUUGAAAGUGAUAGAUCUUUCAGUGAAUAAAAUAUCACCUUCGGGAGAUCCAAGUGAAGUUGGCUCAUGUUCUAACACCAGAACUUCUGUAGGAGCUCAUGGGUUCCAGGUCUUUGAAGCCUUACAUUAUUUCAGAUAUGAUGAGUAUGCAAGGAGUUGCAGAUUCAAAAACAAAGAAACCCCUUCUUUCUCGCAUUUUAGUGAAGAGUGUUACAGUUAUGGGCAGACAUUGGACCUAAGUAAAAAUAAUAUAUUUUUUAUCAGGUCUUCUGAUUUUCAGCACCUUUCUUUCCUCAAAUGCCUAAACUUGUCAGGAAAUAGUAUUGGCCAAGCUCUUAAUGGCAGUGAAUUUCAGCCUUUAGAGGAGUUGAAAUAUCUGGACUUCUCUAACAACCGGCUUGAUUUACUCUAUUCCACAGCAUUUGAGGGGCUACACAAACUGGAAGUUCUAGAUAUAAGUAGUAACAGCCAUUAUUUUCAAUCAGAAGGAAUUACUCAUAUGCUAAACUUUACCAAGAACCUCAGGUUUCUCAAGAAACUGAUGAUGAACGACAACGACAUCUCUACCUCCACCAGCAGGACCAUGGAGAGCGAAUCUCUCAUAACUCUGGAAUUCAGAGGAAAUCAUUUAGAUGUCUUAUGGAGAGAUGGCGAUGACAGAUACUUCAAUUUCUUCAAGUAUCUGACCAACUUACAGGAAUUAGACAUCUCUGCAAACUCCCUUAGUUUCAUGCCUACUGGAGUUUUUCAUGGUAUGCCUCUAUAUCUAAAGACUCUUGUCUUGGUCAAAAAUAGGUUCACACAUUUCUGUUGGGAAAAUCUCCUGUAUCUGAAGCAUCUAGAAACUUUGGACCUCAGCUACAACCAGCUGAAAAGUCUCCCGGAUAAAUUAUCCAACUGUUCCAGCAGCCUCAAGAAACUCAUUCUUCACAAUAAUCAAAUUAGGUAUCUGACAAAGUAUUUUCUACAAGGUGCUUUCCAGUUGCGAUACCUGGACCUCAGCUCAAAUAAAAUCCAGGUGAUCCAAAAGACUAGCUUUCCAGAAAAUGUCCUCAACAACCUGGAGAUGUUGCUUUUGCAUCAUAAUCGUUUUUUGUGCACCUGUGAUGCCGUGUGGUUUGUCUGGUGGGUUAACAAUACCGAGGUGACUAUUCCUAACUUGGCUACGGAUGUGACUUGUGUGGGGCCAGGAGCACACAAGGGCCAAAGUGUAGUUUCUCUGGACCUGUAUACCUGUGAGUUAGAUCUGACUAACUUGAUUCUGUUCUCUCUCUCCAUAUCAGCAGCUCUCUUUCUAAUGGUGGUUAUGACAGCAAGCCACCUCUAUUUCUGGGAUGUGUGGUAUAGUUACCAUUUCUGCAAGGCCAAAAUAAAGGGGUAUCAACAUCUGAUAUCCCCAGACUCUUGCUAUGAUGCUUUUAUUGUAUAUGACACUAAAGACCCAGCAGUGACAGAGUGGGUUUUGGAUGAGCUGGUGGCCAAACUGGAAGACCCAAGAGAGAAACAUUUUAAUUUAUGUCUCGAGGAAAGGGACUGGUUACCAGGGCAGCCAGUUCUGGAAAACCUGUCCCAGAGCAUACAGCUUAGCAAAAAGACAGUGUUUGUGAUGACAGACAAAUAUGCGAAGACUGAGAAUUUUAAGAUAGCCUUUUACUUAUCCCAUCAGAGGCUCAUAGAUGAAAAAGUGGAUGUAAUUAUCUUGAUAUUCCUUGAGAAGCCCCUUCAGAAGUCCAAGUUCCUCCAGCUCCGGAAGAGGCUCUGUGGGAGUUCUGUCCUUGAGUGGCCGAGAAACCCACAGGCUCACCCAUACUUCUGGCAGUGUCUAAAAAAUGCCCUGGCCACAGACAAUCACAUGACCUACAGCCGGGUGUUCAAAGAGACAGUCUAG
This is a messenger RNA of Pteronotus mesoamericanus, 3168 nucleotides long. It is a transcript of the gene TLR7, whose product is annotated as toll like receptor 7. Gene Ontology annotation, biological process: canonical NF-kappaB signal transduction; positive regulation of interleukin-6 production; toll-like receptor 7 signaling pathway. NCBI's taxonomy places the organism in Eukaryota, Metazoa, Chordata, Mammalia, Chiroptera, Mormoopidae. The coding region runs from base 31 to 3168 and encodes 1045 amino acids. The transcript has a single exon. Gene Ontology annotation, cellular component: plasma membrane. Gene Ontology annotation, molecular function: protein binding; pattern recognition receptor activity. The record is from RefSeq and is a predicted model, not a curated record.